AAUGGGGUCGGAGCCUAGGGCGAACGUUGCAACCUGCGAGUGAACUUGUGGAAAUCUGCAAGAGCAGAGGCAAGCAAGUCAGAACCAAGAGCGAUGAACGUUUACUCGUUGGGCGUGCAAUGUGUGACCAAGAUAGAGGAAGACCUCCAGUUCGAUGGCUUCGGAGGCUUCAACAAAUCGAUUGAGAGGAUGCGAAGAGAAGGGAGGGGAAACAAGCUUUGAUAUCUUCUCCUCCUACCUAAUCUUACACUUUCAUCAUCUUCUUUUUUACAGCAGCUAGGGUUUGUGGAGUACCAUGUGUUGGAGUGACAAGAUGAACUUUUUGAUUGAAAGGUUGAACUAUCUAUGGUCUCUAUUAGACUGCUAUGGAGAACUGUAGCCAUGAAUCGGCUACCCUUAAGAAAGAUACAGCUGAUGAAGACUCUAUGAAGCUUAUGGAGGAACAGAAGAGAGAAAAAGAGGUUGCUCUUGCAAGAAUACAUCAGUUAGAGAGAGAACUAGUCGAAAAACAAAAGUUGGAAUUUGAAAUUGCUCAGUUGAAAGGUAAAGUAAAAGUUAUAGAGCAUUAUUUGCAUGGGGAAGAAGAUAUUUACAAGUUAGUAGACAAAAUUCAUAAACAAAGGGUUGAAGAGAAGAAAGGUACUGAAGAGUUGCAGGACACUCUUUUGAUGGAGCGCAUGGCCAACCAAACGCUAUGUGAAGCUCGUGUAGAAAUAAUCGGGGAUCUUACGAAAAUGUUGAAAGGUCCUACUCUUAUUGGAAUAAAAAGAAUGGGUGAUCUUGAUAUCAAGCCUUUUGAAAGUGCAUGUAAGAAGUUUUCAGCUGAAGAUGUUGUUAUGAAAACUUCAGGGUUGUGCUCUAGCUGGGAUGUGGAAAUUUGUACUCCAUCAUGGCAGCCUUCUAAAGUCAUUGAAAACAAUGGACAAAUUGAGGACUAUCGGUACAAAGGUCUCCUUCAGCACUCAAUUGGAAGAGGUUCCUGCACGUCUCAAAAGGCAAAAGAGAAGCCUAAUGACCUCAUUUUUUCUCAAUUCCUCCAAUCUGAUCUCGGUCUUGCUGUCGAGCCCACUAAUACUGCACCUAUAGCAGAGCCAAAAUCAUCCAGCUUGAAUUCCAGCUCUGAUGAGCUCUUUCUUUGGCCUUGGAUGGGAAUGCUUGUCAAUUUGCCUAUGGAAGAUGAAUAUGCUUCGCUCAAAGAGCAAUUUGCACAGUUUAAUCCAGUAGAUGUCAUUGCUUCUCCUGUGAGAGACCCUGUAUCAAUGAAAGGUGAGGCUGUGAUUUUUUUUAAUAGGGAUACAAUAGGGUUCAGGGAUGCAAUGGCAUUUGAAAAUCACUUUAAGUUGAAGAGGAUGUGGAAGAAGGACUGGAAAGAGAAGAAAGGUGCCAACUUAAUUGGGAUUCAUGGGUGGAUUGCUCAUGAUGAUGAUUAUAAUUCAGAUAGACCGUUAGCAAAGAUUCUAAGGAAGCAUGGGGAAAUGAAGACAGUUGCAAAUGUAAUGGAGGAGGCGAAGGAGAAUGGGAUGACGGUGGCUUCACUUGUCAAGAAGAUAGAUGUUAUGAAUAAAUAUUUGGCGGAAUUAAACUGCAGGUAUAAUGAGACGAUCAUAUCGCGUGAAAACAUGAUGGAUUCAAAAGCUAAGAUUCUGCAGCAGCAUGAUGAAGAAAUGCAUAUUGUUAAGCGGAAAGGACGUGAGCAUGCAAGAAGGAAUUUGUUGGAGAAUGACAAGUUGAAGCUAGAGUUGGGUGCGAAGAAGAACGAGAUCGAACAAUGUUGCAGGGAACUUCAAAAAUACGAGAAUAAAAAUGAUGAUGUGAAAAGGAAUAUGGACAUUGAGAAGGAAAAGGUAAUAUAUGGAAAAAUGUGUGGGAUAUAGAUUGCAAUAGAUAAU
Molecule: messenger RNA, 1889 nt
Organism: Dendrobium catenatum
Lineage: Eukaryota; Viridiplantae; Streptophyta; Magnoliopsida; Asparagales; Orchidaceae
Product: factor of DNA methylation 1-like
Exons: 7
Coding region: 366-1874 (502 amino acids)
Biological process (GO): gene silencing by siRNA-directed DNA methylation
Source: RefSeq, a predicted model, not a curated record